Molecule: messenger RNA, 1183 nt
Organism: Cuscuta epithymum
Lineage: Eukaryota; Viridiplantae; Streptophyta; Magnoliopsida; Solanales; Convolvulaceae
Source: the annotation of a GenBank genome assembly
CCGUGAGUAGUAGCCUAGAGUCCAGCGAAGUAGACUUCUCAGCCACAAAGUCCAACCUCAAAGUCCAGCGAGCAAUGCAGAUACCUCCGCCUUGAAAUCCAGUUUCGGCCACCAGGCUUCACGGUCCACGCUCCAGCGAUCCCUAGCAGCGAGUCGAGCUACUAACCGGCGACAUCCUCAGGCGGUGAUGAGCAGCGACAUUGAUGGCGGACGGCGACUUCCAAGCGACGAGAGAACAGCGAACUGGACGGUCAAGCGAAGACCAGGACCUCCAGUUUCAGCAGCAACCUCCAGUGGCUUCAAUCUCUGACAGAGAUGAUGAACCAGCUACGACAAGCGGCGGUUCAGGCAGCGAAAGGUUCCGGCGGAGUACAGCGGCGAGGCAUCCACUAGAUUCAACCGGCGGUGGGCAGCGGCGGGCGUCAGUGAGCGACGGCGGAGGGCAAAAUCCAGCAAAAUCGAUGACGGAGACAGCCCCUGUCUCUGAUACCACUGUUGAGGAUCGAUUCUCUGAUACCACUGUUGAGGAUCGAUUCCGUCGACGUAUUCCGGCUCAGGCAGUCCGGAGCUCGGUUUUCCGGUUGUCUCUUGUGCACACCUAGGUUAAGGGAGCAACACACAUUUCUAGCCUCGCCAACACUCACCCUCCUAACCUCACCAAGAAGAAGGAAAGCUACCUCACUAUGAGCACUCUCUCUAGCAGGAAGAAAAGGUUCAACUAAUGAAAUUCUAUGGUGUGUCUUUCACUCACAGAACAAAGGGUGCAGGGGUGUGCUUAUAACAGAGAAGCAUUUUGGCCUUAUUAGUAGGGACACUCAUAAUUCACUGCACACACAACUCACCACUAGCUCAAUAAUGAGCUGAAUUCAAAUUCUAACGAGAGAGACAAAUAUUGAUAGGCCAGACAGAUAAAAGGGUAAGUGUAGUGGGCUGCUAGACAGUGUGUUAACUAUUAUUAAUAUAAAAAAACGUUUGGGCCAACAAUAUAUUAUUCGUAACAGUGAUCGGCACACUGUGUGCACGAUGGGCUGAUCAUACGGUAUUAUUUGCGUACUCUGGUAGUUUCAGACACAUUGGAGCUGGACUAUAUUGAUCUUUUUUACUUACGCUAUACUUUAUAUAUAAAAAAAUAUAAACUGUUGUGCUAAUGGCCUGCCAUCUAUUUCCUAAAUUGUAAAACCCC